CUUAACUAGCUUCGAGCGCACAAGUUCUCAAGGCUGUAUCUCCGAAACUAUUAUUCAGAUCAACUUGAAUAUUCAGAACAAUAUUGUAGAGGUGUGGCAAAAUUUAAUAAGACAAUCGAUUAAUAGAUUUUUUGAAAUCCGAAAACCCAUGUAAUCCUUUAAGAUAACGGCAUGCUGAUUUCAUCGUCUCCAAAACGUUUUUCUUUAUAUAAAUUUUUCGAUGCUUGCGACAGUUAGGCCACUCUUGCUUUUGUCAAACGUUUAACGGUUUUUCAACUAAGUUCAGACGAUUUUCGAAGAGCCGCUUUCUAGCUCGCUAAGUGUGAGCGCUGCUCUUCUCUCCAAAAAUAUAUGCGAGAGCAUAAAAAUAAGUCAUCAAUUAAUUUCUAAACAAAAGAGUAUAGGAUAUCUUUAAAUUUUGGUGAUUAUAUCAAACCAUUGCAUUUAUGCAAGUUGCUUGUUCUAUUCACCAUAUACUAACGAAACGAAGUUAGCAAUGUUUUCAAAUAGUUAUAUCAAACUUCAAAAUCUAUCAGCUUACCACAUUUACUACAUCGAAAGCUACACUAAGUUUAGACUCACUACCAAACACUCCAUCACCAGCACCCUCAAAUACUUUCGGUCAGUAAAAGUUCUAAGUUAGUUCCAAGCGGAUAGUGCAAAUAGCUCGUCGUCUUGUUUAUUUUUUGCAUGCGAAGCGUCACAUUUUCAACUACUCUCAUCUAUCUAUCUCUAAUUUUUUGCCCAUAUACACUCAUAUACAAACAUAUACAUAUAUAUAUAUUUUUACUAAUAUUUGCAGCAUCUAUUUACAUACCCACCCACCAUUUAUAUCCAGCUAUUGACUUUUCAUAUACUAUUCAUUGCAUAACCCCAUACAAACUUUACUAUCACAAACUCUAUCUUCGCUCUAUCUCUACAUACUCUCGUACAUGCAUACAUACAUAUGUAUUUGUUUUAACUGUCUAUCUAACUGUGGCAUUGUGCAUUUGACUUUUAACCAAAUACUCUUUUUCUUUGCAUCAUACAUUUUGUUUAUAUAUAAAAAGCAAAAAAAAACUAUUAUUUACUCGUGUCUCUUAGUAAGUGCAUCCGAAGAUGAAGAACGCUUGGUACGUGAUCUCUUUCGUGGGUAUAACAAACUUAUACGACCCGUUCAGAAUAUGACACAAAAAGUUGGAGUAAGAUUUGGUUUGGCGUUCGUACAGCUAAUCAAUGUCAAUGAGAAAAAUCAAAUUAUGAAAUCAAACGUUUGGUUACGUUUGGUUUGGUACGAUUAUCAAUUGCAAUGGGAUGAGGCCGAUUACGGUGGUAUUGGUGUGCUGCGUUUGCCGCCCGAUAAGGUUUGGAAACCUGAUAUUGUAUUGUUCAAUAAUGCUGACGGCAAUUACGAAGUGCGCUACAAAUCCAACGUGCUCAUUUAUCCGACGGGUGAAGUGCUCUGGGUACCGCCGGCAAUCUAUCAGAGUUCAUGCACCAUCGAUGUCACCUAUUUUCCAUUCGAUCAGCAGACGUGUAUUAUGAAAUUCGGUUCGUGGACCUUUAAUGGCGAUCAGGUGUCACUGGCCUUGUACAACAAUAAAAACUUUGUCGAUCUGUCGGAUUAUUGGAAAUCCGGUACUUGGGACAUUAUCGAAGUGCCGGCCUAUCUCAAUGUCUACGAAGGCGAUGGCAAUCAUCCAACCGAGACAGAUAUCACAUUUUAUAUAAUUAUACGUCGCAAGACACUGUUCUACACAGUGAACUUGAUAUUGCCAACUGUGCUGAUCUCAUUCCUGUGCGUACUGGUGUUUUAUCUGCCUGCCGAGGCCGGCGAGAAGGUUACAUUGGGCAUAAGCAUUCUGCUGUCACUGGUUGUGUUCCUAUUGCUUGUAUCGAAGAUUCUACCGCCGACUUCGUUGGUGCUGCCACUAAUUGCCAAAUAUCUGUUGUUCACUUUCAUUAUGAAUACGGUGUCAAUUCUGGUUACCGUUAUUAUUAUAAAUUGGAACUUUCGCGGUCCGCGUACACAUCGCAUGCCCAUGUGGAUACGUACGGUCUUUCUGCAUUAUCUGCCCGCGUUUCUGCUCAUGAAGCGUCCACGUAAGACACGGUUACGUUGGAUGAUGGAAAUGCCGGGCAUGAGCAUGCCAGCACAUCCACAUCCCUCAUACGGGUCGCCAGCUGAACUACCCAAACACAUCAGCGCAAUCGGCGGCAAACAAUCCAAAAUGGAGGUAAUGGAGCUCUCCGACUUGCAUCAUCCCAAUUGCAAAAUCAAUCGCAAAGUAAAUAGCGGUGCCGAUUUAGGUAUUGGCGAUCAAUGUCGUCGUGAAAGUGAGUCAUCUGAUUCGAUAUUGCUUUCGCCGGAGGCCAGUAAAGCCACCGAAGCGGUGGAGUUCAUCGCCGAACAUUUACGAAAUGAGGAUCUCUACAUACAAACUCGUGAAGACUGGAAAUACGUGGCCAUGGUUAUCGAUCGUCUUCAACUCUACAUCUUCUUCAUAGUGACCACUGCCGGUACAGUUGGCAUACUAAUGGAUGCGCCACAUAUCUUCGAGUAUGUAGACCAAGAUCGCAUCAUCGAAAUAUAUCGUGGAAAAUAAAUCAAGUAUUUCUGCAAUGGUGGCGUGGCCAUUACAGCUGCUACUCCGGUAAAAAGCAAAAUUUGGAAUUCAUUGAUAAUAAACAAACACUCGGUGCGGGUUUUAUCACUAAUCCGUUGUUAGUGAAGAGAUAUUUUGCACAAAACAACAAACUUCAGCACAUAACGGCAAUAAAGUUUGAGCGAUUAUUCUUGUAUCACAUACCCACACACACACACACAUACCGCUCAUGCAGUAUGUGUUCGACAAUUCGUCUUCAAUUCAAUUCUUCGGUGUUAAGAAUUCUAUUAUUUUAAGCGUUUUUAAUUAGAAUUUAUAAGUAACAUAAACUUAUUGUAAGUGCAAUGAUUCAUAAGAAAAUUGUUAUGUUAAGCGUUUUAAGUAUUUAUGUAUUUAUAUGCUUAUAAUAAGGCUAGCGAAUUGGAAAUAAUUACGACAGUUGAAAUAUCUAGAAAAUCCGCGCAUAUUAGUGAAAUUACAUAAAAAUAAUAAUUAGUAACAAAUAAUAAAGAAAAAUGCUUCAGCUCAUAAACUUGAACAGUAGCGUGAAUUUCGCGAGCAGUUUACGAAACGAAAUUCGUUCUUAGAGAUUAAAAACCUUUUAUUAUUAAGCGAAUAAGUAAACGAUGGCAUAAACAUGACUUUGCUUUCAAAAUUGCAAAAA
Bactrocera tryoni is the source of this 3249-nucleotide messenger RNA. It is a transcript of the gene nAChRbeta1, whose product is annotated as acetylcholine receptor subunit beta-like 1. Gene Ontology annotation, biological process: monoatomic ion transmembrane transport; chemical synaptic transmission; nervous system process. Gene Ontology annotation, molecular function: transmembrane signaling receptor activity; acetylcholine-gated monoatomic cation-selective channel activity. Gene Ontology annotation, cellular component: postsynaptic membrane; neuron projection; synapse. The transcript is spliced from 6 exons. NCBI's taxonomy places the organism in Eukaryota, Metazoa, Arthropoda, Insecta, Diptera, Tephritidae. The record is from RefSeq and is a predicted model, not a curated record. Bases 933 to 2585 code for a protein of 550 amino acids.